CUCUACUCUCCAUCCUCAUCUCCGUAUUCUCAUCUCAUGAUGUCCGCCACCACCAACCUCGUGACCAUCGAGUCGCCCGAGCAAUUCACCUCGGUGAUGAGCGCAGAUCUAAACCGCGUCAGUCUGCUAAACUUUUGGGCGCCUUGGGCUGAGCCAUGCGAGCAGAUGAAUGGCGUAGUCAAGGAGCUGGCGGCAAAGUAUCCUAAAAUUCUGUGCCUGAAUAUUGAGGCUGAGUCGCAACCAGACGUCUCUGAGUCCUUCGAUGUCGACUCUGUUCCCACCUUUGUCCUCCUUCGCGGUCAUACACUUCUAUCUCGCGUGACAGGAGCCAACGCUUCCGCUCUUGCCUCAGCUGUAGCCUCGCAUGCUGCCGGUCCCUCUUCCUCAUCCGCCGGCAACGGACCCUCCUCCUCCACCUCCUCUGCACCUCGAGCAGCCCCAUCCACCUACCCUGGCGCAGUAGAGGGAAGCAUUGAUGCUCACUCUCUCCACCAACCGCCUGAGAGCGAGACGGAGGAGGAGCUAUUUGAGAGGUGUAAGCAGAUCAUGAAGAGCAACAAGGUCAUGCUUUUCAUGAAGGGCAACCCGGAUCAGCCAAAGUGUGGCUUCUCACAAAAGACGGUGGCUCUAUUGAAGCAGGAGGGAGUCGGAUUUGGCACGUUUGACAUUUUGCAGGAUGAGGCAGUCAGGCAGGGUAUGAAGAAGCUCAAUGAUUGGCCGACAUUCCCUCAGAUCUUUGUGCAGGGAGAGCUGAUCGGCGGGUUGGACAUUCUCAAAGAGCAGAUUGAGACAGGCGAGUUCAAGGAGUUGCUUCAGGGUCCAGGUGCAUAAAUAGCAAUGACUUGAUAGAUGAGCUGGUGGCUUGGGACGCUGCCAGCUCUUACUUGUAUACCGAAUGCCUGUAUGAUGCUCGCUCCAACCGAACGAACGCAAAUUACAGGGGCACUUUCCUCAACAGGUACACCGCGGGCCUCAGUCCCAUCUCUACCACUCUAGCCCCGCCCAUCUCAUCAGCCUGCUUCGAGCCCUGCGCAUUCACUUCACUUCGUUCUCCUUCUCCCUCUCCCUCUCCCUCUCCCUCAUUCAGCACGAGCCUCUCGAGCUUCAUCAUCCAUCUGUGAUGACCGCGCCUCCUGAUCACCCCUUCCACCUCUAUCAAGGCUCUCUGCAACGUCUUGUGUUCUAGCGUGACAGCUAUAGCACAAUGGUAUGGCUUGAGGGUGCGUAGACAGGCCUGUAGGAAGUGCGCAU
Microstroma glucosiphilum is the source of this 1251-nucleotide messenger RNA. Its product is annotated as glutaredoxin. The record is from RefSeq and is a predicted model, not a curated record. The transcript has 3 exons. Bases 37 to 831 code for a protein of 264 amino acids. Lineage: Eukaryota; Fungi; Basidiomycota; Exobasidiomycetes; Microstromatales; Microstromataceae. Gene Ontology annotation, molecular function: 2 iron, 2 sulfur cluster binding.